GGAAAAAUUCUCCGUAUUGGCGUCUCCAUUAACGAAGCUCACAAAGAAAGGGGCCAAGUUCAUAUGGGACGACAAGUGUGAGAAAGGGUUCCUUGAACUGAAGAAACGACUUACCGAAGCACCAGUACUAGCCCUACCUAUACAGGGGAUAGGGUAUGAUAUCUACAGUGAUGCUAGCAUCCAAGGGCUUGGAUGUGUACUGAUGCAAAACGGUCGGGUGAUUGCCUAUGCUUCUAGGCAAUUGAAGAAACACGAGGCGAACUACCCUACCCACGAUCUAGAGUUGGGGGCGGUAGUGUUUGCACUAAAGAUUUGGAGGCAUUACCUCUAUGGGGAGACAUGUCACAUCUUUACCGAUCAUAAGAGCUUGAAGUACGUAUUCACUCAGAAAGAGUUGAACAUGAGACAAAGGAGAUGGAUGGAGUUGAUCAAGGAUUAUGACCUGAUCAUCGACUAUCAUCCCGGAAAAGCCAAUGUAGUGGCCGAUGCACUGAGCAGGAAAAGUACGUCGGGGACACUACUCACAUGUCUACGAACCUUGAGGGCACAAGUGGAGGUGUCCACGAGUGGGGUCCUCAUUGCUAGAUUCGAGGUUAGGCCCACAUUGCUGAGUGAGAUCAGUAGAUGUCAGGCCACUGAUGAUGAAUGCCAGAAGAUCCGCGAGAGGAUCCUCGAAGGGCCCGUGGAGAACUUUCGGGUACGUGAUGACGGUCUUUUAUUGUUUAAAGACCGUGUAUGCAUACCAAAGAGUGAAGAGCUCCAAAAGUCCAUACUGGAGGAGGCUCACUCUUCGGCAUAUGCUAUGCAUCCAGGAGGUACUAAAAUGUAUCGAGACUUGAAGGAAAGUUACUGGUGGUCGGGUAUGAAGAGGGAUAUCGCAGAGUACGUGAGUCGAUGCCUUACUUGCCAACAAGUUAAGGCAGAGCAUCAGCACCCGGCGGGGCUUUUGCAGCCACUAACCAUUCCAGAAUGGAAGUGGGAGCAUGUGACCAUGGACUUCGUGGUGGGGUUACCACGAACAGUGAACAACUAUGAUGCAGUAUGGGUAGUGGUUGAUAGGCUCACCAAGAGUGCACACUUUUUGCCUAUCAACAUUACUUAUCCUCUUGAGAGAUUGGCAAAGCUAUACACGGAGGAGAUUGUGAGACUACAUGGAGUCCCGAUAUCCAUUGUCUCGGAUAGGGAUCCACGAUUCACAUCUCGAUUUUGGCCCAAGUUUCAAGCAUCUUUGGGUACUAAACUGAAGUUUAGCACAGCUUUUCAUCCACAGACGGAUGGACAAUCCGAGAGGGUGAUACAGAUUUUAGAAGAUAUGCUUAGGGCAUGUGCUUUGGAGUUCCAGGGGAGUUGGGACAAACAUUUGGCUCUAGUAGAGUUCGCCUAUAACAAUAGUUAUCAGGCGAGUAUUGGCAUGCCUCCAUAUGAGGCAUUGUAUGGGAGGAAAUGCAGGACACCGUUGUGUUGGGACGAGGUUGGCGAGGCCAAGCUCGAAGGGAUUGAACUUGUUGAAAUCACCAAGGCUAAGGUGAAAGUCAUUCAGGAUAGACUCAAGGCUGCCCAAGAUCGGCAGAAGAGUUAUGCCGACAAACGACGAAGGCCAUUGGAGUUCGAGGUCGGUGAUAAGGUCUUCCUAAGAAUUUCUCCUUGGAAGGGUAUCAUCCGAUUUAUAUCGAGGGGAAAACUCAACCCCCGAUACAUUGGCCCAUUUGAAAUUCUUGAAAGGAUAGGGGUCGUGGCAUACCGUCUGAAGUUGACGCCAGAACUUGAGAAGAUACACGACGUGUUUCACGUAUCGAUGCUCAAGAAAUACGUGAGAGAUCCGUCUCAUAUUCUUGAGAAGCCACCGGUAGAGAUACGUGAAGAUCUACAAUAUGCGGUGGAACCAGUAAAGAUUGUGGGCCAACAGGUGAAGAAACUGAGGAACAAAGAGAUUCCUAUGGUAAAGGUUCUUUGGAGGAGUGAUCGAGUCGAAGAAGAAACCUGGGAGACCGAGGUCUCAAUGAGGGAGCAAUACCCGUUUCUUUUCAAUUAGACACGUGGAUUUCGGGGACGAAAUCCCAAAUAAGGGGGGGUGAACUUGUAACACCGUCCCUAAAUGUAUUUACUUUUAAAGUGAAUAUUGUAUUUUAACCUUAUGAAAUGGUUGACGAAUUUACGAGGUUAUGAAAUUUUAUUAAUUUUUGCGUGAAUAGUAAGUUCGCACGUGGGGCCCGCACCGGGAGCGGGGGCCGCCCGAUAUUCCCGGGACCACAUAAAUUAUUCAUCUUGGUCUAGAUAAUAUUUAUAUGGUGGUGGAUAAUUCAUUUGAACCAUGGAAAGGUCUUGAGUUGACCGAUUGGUCAAAAGAGGCCCAAGUACCGGUAUUGGCAAUUUAACCGAUAAAAGCCCAAAAUCUAAUUUCGGGGACUUAUAAAUUAAAAUUGGGGAAUGAAUAUUCAUUAUAAGGGUUAUAAUGAUGGAGAACACAUAAUAUAUUUUAUUUGACCCGAUAAAAUGAAAUAUAUUUAAAACAGUCCGAAAAAAUACAACUUUCAGGACAAAGUGUACACUUCUGGACAAAAGGGGUUGACCUCCCACAUGGGUGGGGGCCAACCCACGAAAUUAGACACAUUUUUUCAUGCCUUGGCCGGCUGGGUGGUGGAAGGGGCAUGGGUGAUGUGUGUGAAGUGAAAGAAGAAGCAUCAAACAAAAAAAAAGGGGGACCACAUCCACCCCAUUUGAUCUUUGAGACAAAAGAUCAUCCCCUCACCUCUCUCUCCCUCAUUUCUCUCGGCCAGAACCAACCCCAGCAAGAAAAGAAAAUCCCCAUCCUCCCUUUUCCCAUCCUUGAAGAGAGCUCAAGCAAUAGAAGUCCAAGGGGAAAGAUUAAAAGGAGAAAAAGCUAGGAAAAGUGAGAAAGAUUAAGGAACUUGAUUAGAGCAUUUUCGAGCUUCGCCGGAGUUUCGCCGGAGUUGGUCAAAGUUCGCCGGAGUUGGUCAAAGUUCACCGGAAUUAGUCAAAGUUCAACCGGGAAGCGUCGAACGCGCUUAAGCUCACUUAAGUUUCAGGUAGAACUUGAAGGUUGCUACCAUCGCCGUUGCUCCAAGAGAAUUCAGGAGAAGAAGACGUGGUUCGUGCUUCCUCCGUUCCUGUUUUAAAAUCAUUUAAAUUAAUGCUCAUGGAUGUUAUCUUUUGAAUAAUUAUUUGAUGGCUUGUAUGCCCAUGUUUCGCCAAGUGUGGCAUGAAGUCUUGAACACUUGUAUCAAACGUUUCCGCUGCUUGAAAUGAAUAUUUUACAUUAUGUUUGUUUAUGGAUGUACUAUGUGUGAAUGAUAUCCCAGACGCCUUGUAUAGUAUGAAUGUGUUGGACUGCGGUUGACUAUUCGUACUGUACGGCGGAUUGUUGACGUGUCCGGAUAGGCCCGGGGCGUGACACUAACGCUACUGAACAAAGCCCAGUUAAUGAGAUUUCUUUGUAUUUAACAUAUGACGUUGAUUUUGAUGAAAAUGAGGACUUCGAUGUUCUAAAGUGGUGGAAGUCAAAAGAAAGAAUGUCCCCGAUUUUAGCACGGAUGGCUAAGCAAGUGCUAUCAAUGCCGGUUUCAAUAGUUGUCGUAGAACAAGAAUUUAGUUCGGCCGGCAACGUCCUAACGGCAUCUAGAGCAAGUUUGAGCGCAGAGUCUCUUGAGACGAUUAUAUGCUACCACGAUUGGUUGAAGGCCAUACAUAGAAUUCGAUCAAGAAAUGAGCAUCACCCCCUCCCAAGACUUUAUGGAUGAAUCAACAACCGAGGGUGGCUCUACCUAUGCCGGAGAUUCCGAUUGAUUAGUAUUUUACAAUUUAUUAUAAAAUGUAUUUCAUGUUCUAAUUUUUCCCUCAAUUCUCUAUUUUAAUUUGUAAACUUGUAGUUCAUAUUUCAAAUAAAUAUACGU
This is a messenger RNA of Cuscuta epithymum, 3911 nucleotides long. Lineage: Eukaryota; Viridiplantae; Streptophyta; Magnoliopsida; Solanales; Convolvulaceae. The record is from the annotation of a GenBank genome assembly.